ACACACAUUCUCUGCAACUAAUUAAGACAAAACGCUCAGCUUUUCCUAGCCUCCUCCUCAUUCUUUCUCUCAUUGAAUUGCUUAAGAGAUCUGAGCUCUCAUUUUCGUUUCAACUUAUGGGAAUACAUUCACGGAGGUGCGUCGACCAUGAAAGCAAUGCUUGGUGAUCAAGUUGCAGAGGGAACCAACCAUGGAGAUGGAGGCCGAAGAGCAGCGACAAGUAGUGAAGGCUCGGCUGGCGUGGGCAGAUGCAAAGCUUUCAUGGCUAGUUGCUGCACCUACAUAUGCUCUAAGCUCAAUGCUGAAACUGCAAGGCAUGUUUAUGGGCUAAUGGCAAAGUACUUGCGCAUAUGCUUGUACUCGAAACCAUCACCAACAAUGGCCAGAUAUUUGUAUUCGAUGAUGUUUGUCGUUACCAAUCUAAUUGCAUGGAUUGUUCGUGAUUAUGGACGUGGUCUCCUUUCAGAUCUGUCGAAGUUGAAGGUAUGUGGGGGUGGUGGAUACUGCCUUGGAGCUGAAGGAGUACUCAGAGUCAGCCUUGGUUCUGUUAUAUUCUUCUUCAUGAUGCUUCUAUUGACCGUUGGGACUAUAAAGUUGGAUGACCCAAGAGGAACAUGGCACUGCAGCUGGUGGUCUGCAAAGAUCCUGUUAUGGUUUGUUUUGACGUUGCUCCAGUUCUUGGCUCCCUCUGAUUGGAUCCAGCUCUAUGGGAGACUCGCGCACUGGGGCGCCGGGGUUUUCCUUGUCAUCCAACUGUUCAGCGUCAUCAGUUUCAUAAGCUGGUUCAAUAACUGCAUGCGUUCGGACAAGCACAAAAAGAUGUGCCGUCUUCAGAUAUUAUACAUAUCAAUUGCAGCUUAUGCUGCCACCUUUCUAGGGAUCGUACUGAUGUACGUUUGGUAUGCUCCUACAUCUUCUUGCAAGACAAACAUCUUUCUCAUCACCUGGACAUUGGUGCUGAUAAUAAUCAUAACAUGGGUUUCAAUCCACCCAAAAGUAAAUGCAGGCCUCAUAAACCCAGGUCUAAUGGGGAUGUAUCUCGUUUUCAUGUGCUGGUGCGCAGCCAGGAGUGAACCACCUACACCAAAUUGCAUCGGAAAGUCAGAGGCCAACAGGAGCGGGGACUCUCUUACAAUCAUAAGCUUCAUAAUUGCAUUUAUAGCUAUAGCAAUAGCAACAUUUUCAGCUGGAAUCGACUAUAAAACCUUUCGGUUCAGAAAGGUUGAACCUCAAUCAGAAGAUAAUGUACCAUACGGAUAUGGUUUCUUUCAUUUUGUAUUUGCUAUCGGAACAAUGUACUCUGCCAUGCUACUAAUAGGCUGGAACGUACAUCAAACUCUAGAAAAGUGGACAAUAGAUGUCGGGUGGACCAGUACUUGGGUACGAGUACUCAAUGAAUGGCUUGCCGCAGGUGUUUAUGUAUGGAUGCUGAUAGCCCCACUUGUUUGGAAGAACAGGCUAUCUCUUCAAACUUCAUCAUGAUGCUGAACAACAUCAAUGACCACCUAUCAAGCCUUCUUUCUUCAUGUACAGCACAAGCUCGAUUUUGUAGUACUCCAUUUUUGCAUUAUUGGUUUUGAUAUGUUUAGUCAUGUCAGCACCAAGCAAUCGAAACAACAAUUGCAAUGCAGAAAAUAGAAAGUUUAACUGAGAAGAGUAAUGUUUCCCCAUCAUUACAGGAUGUCAAAAGAGACAUGUAUUAGUGACAAAGAAUGAAAGAGGAUUGCCAGAAAUUAUUUCUGAUUUCAAACAGAUACAGCUCUGUAACUUGCUUCAAUAUGCUUACCAUCUCAUUCUGUUUAAAUGGAUCUAUGUAUAUCAUUUAGUCCAUCAUUUACACACUUAUGUUUUUUAAUUUGAUUUGAGCUUGAAGAUUCAUAUGCAAAAUGCAUUCUUCAAGUUUAGUCUCUUUGACUGUCAGCUAAUGAUUCAUGCACCGGUAUGAAGUUUUGAACAUUCAGUAAAUGCAUCAUCUCUGCUAUCUAUGAAUUCCCUUAAGUAUAUUAUGUGAAUCAUGAUAUCUUGUAGAAUAAUGUUACUUCCUUUUUAUCAUGCAUGUCAUGCCAUAUUGCCUGAUGAGCGCCUGUAAUUUCAUACUGUUUUGUUAUGUCUUCAUAAGGUGGAAAACUGGAAAUGUGCAACCUAUUGGUUUAAUAGUUUCCAAGCUUUCUUUCUUUAUUAAGUAGCAAUAUCCACAUCCUGGACUUCAGAGCAACCAAAAUGGUGACAUUUAGUUCUAGUCUUAGAUGCCUGAUUUGACGUACCAUCUGGAGUGCCGUAUUGCUUUUCUUUCUGAAGGUCCAAUCUGUAUGCAUUAAUAUAAUCACAGGAUCCAUAAAUUACAGUAGACUACAGACUAAGAAACAGCUUGUAUAUUUUCCUACAGAAAGUCAACUACCAGAUACUGAUUCUAAAAUCAAGAUUCUGAUCAUGUGUUUGCAUAUCAAUUGUCAAAGGGCCUAAACUGAUACAGGGUUAAUUACCAUAUAAGCCAACUGAUCCUAUUGAUGCCAUACAACACAUUUUCCAGCAGUAUGAAAGCAGUUGGCAACCAAAAAAAAAAAGGAGAAAACAAAACCUCCAAGUCAUUGCCACAAGAGACUUUCAUGUGGGAAAAAGAAAAACACGUAAUGAAAUUUUACAUAUGAAAAAUAAUUUAUGGAAACCAAAAGUC
Molecule: messenger RNA, 2674 nt
Organism: Nymphaea colorata (pocket water lily)
Lineage: Eukaryota; Viridiplantae; Streptophyta; Magnoliopsida; Nymphaeales; Nymphaeaceae
Exons: 12
Coding region: 148-1482 (444 amino acids)
Cellular component (GO): membrane
Source: RefSeq, a predicted model, not a curated record